AUGAGUUCUCCGGGAGGAAGAGGCAGCAGAAAGAAGCGAGGCCCUGCAGGGUCCCCGCCCGACGGAGGGGACACCUGCGACCAGGUGUCACUACAUAAACGAAAUUUGUACUACUUCUCCUACCCACUGCUGGCGUUGUUUGCAGUGCUCCGUGUCCUCGUCUUGCAUUUUGGCGUACUCUUCGCCUGGCUUUGCGAGCGGCUGUCUCGUGCUAUGGCUGCGAGACCCAAACAACGGGCAGCAGACGAGCAUGUGAUCAAGGUGUGCGAGCAGGACAGCGGCGAGCAGAUCCGAAACCACCACAAACAAGCAUUCGAGUACAUCUCAGUGGCUCUGAGAAUUGACGAGGAUGACAAAGGUAUGGUAUUUGCAGCAGCACCACUGACUGUUGGCUAGCUGGGCUUAGCUUUAGUCACUUUACCUCUACCCACAUGUACAUAUUACCUCGACUAACCUGUGCCCCCGCACAUUGACUCUGUACCGGUAGCCCCUGUAUAUAGCCUCGCUACUGUUAUUUUACUGCUGCUCUUUAAUGAUUUAUAAUUUUUCUUAUAUAUAUAUAUAUUAUUUUUUUACUUAACACUUAUUUUUCUUAACUGCAUUGUUGGUUAAGGGCUUGUAAGCAUUUCACGGUAAGGUCUACCUACACCUGUUUUAUUCAGCGCAUGUGACAAAUACAAUUUGAUUUGAUUUAACAGCAGUUGUCAAGUUAUCAACUGUUAUACACCCAUGUGUGGAUAAUGCAAACAAAGAUACUACUGUCAAUACAGAUUGAAACAACUGGUUCAAUUUAACUAGGCCUAUAGCUUCAAACACAGGCUCUGUACCCAAACAGCAAAGCAAUGGAGCAUGUCAACAUAUUAUGAUGUUCUAAAUGCAAACCAGGAAGUACAGAAAGAGAGGUCUGUUUUCUUACUAGUUCAAGUUGUGAUUUUCUGCAUGAUGAAAGGUGUGGUGCUGAAGUGUUGAUCCCUGACAUGUUGUGUAUUUAUGGGGCUUUCCAUAGAAACCGCACAUCGUUUUUAUAAAGUCAUCAUGCAGACAAAGAGAGAAAAGUUGUUCUGUCAAUGACAUUCAGUCUGCAAUCACAUACCGAUAUUAGCUUAUUGGACUACAGAUGCAUAUCUGUCCAUUAUACCACCACACUAUUACUACAAUAGCUUACUGUUGAGCUGGUUGACAGAGUUAUGCAGACUGUUCAAUAUGGCUAGGAGAAUGUGUCUUCCUACUCAAGCUAGGUCUCAGACUGGCUGAAUGCAGUCAGGCAUAUGGUAGGCCCAGGGGCGAAAGGGGCCAAUAUGUUAGCGGCUAAGUGCGGGGGACAGCCACCAGUAGACCCAGCCCACUAUUCGCUGCUUUUUUUUAAAUCGUUGAUGAUCUAGUCUAACUAGCCUGCAUAAAUUAAGGUGCCAAUGAAUAUUUUACAGUUAGUUAAAAAAGGAAAAUAAGAAAGAUGGGCAAUAGUCUGUGGAUAUGCAAAAACCAGCAAAUAAGUAUGGUUGGUCCUCCUUCGUACCACCGUGUUUUGGAAACCAGGACGGUUCACAUUCCCAAUAUACUGUUCACAUACACAGUAGCCUAUACAAUACAACAGCAGAGCUACUGCCUAUCUGCAUGUGCCUUGCUCCAAUCUGUGUGAUCCCAGGGGAUCAAUAGACAUGUGCUGGGAUGAUGUGAGCCGACAUUAAUUGGUAUCGUCAGCAGGGUGGAAAAUGCCAUCCGAUUCCCUCUCCUCUCAGAGUUGGCCGUGUCAUCAUGCAUGGGUGAACAGAAUGGAUCAAGUUCCUUCGUGACUAUUUACAAUGUUCCAAUGUACUGUAACUGGGGUGUAAUCAUUAGUCCAAACAGCUGGAAAAAGGAAGGUUUUGCAACUAAAACAAUAAUUUCUAUUGGACAAAUUCAGGUAGGUCCCUCCCCGUUCCGUUUGUUUGCGUUUAAGAAACUCCUCCCCUCAAUACACAGGGGCCGGAGCACAUAGGAAAACAGGCUACAGUCAGUGGGGCAUCUUGCUAUGUUUUGAAAGGCCUAGGCUGUACUUUCGUGAAGUUGGUGAGUUUGGUUAGUUAGACCCGCGUUUUCAAUGCACACACCCAAAAUCUAUUGAUUAUGUUUCUCCCAGACUCCUAGGUCUGUCAUAAGCUAACCUCGUCCCCAAGCUAUUGAGCACAGCAGUGUCUUGAGUCAGGCUAUAGAUAAGCCAAACCCUUACCGUGCUGAAGGCAGAAUUUUAAGACAUCUGAUCAUCUGCUUUAGCGUAGUAGUUGGAGUAAAGCAGAGUCCAGCCUAAUCUUCCAGCCCUGGAAACCCCCUACAUCUGCAUCCUCGUCUUCUCUGCCAAUGUUCGAUUGACCUACUGAACUGGCUGGAGCGACGUGCCAAGGGGCUUACUGUACUCUACCGCUAUACUGUACAUCCUCAGGUUUAGCCUACUGCACACAGUCACACCAGUCCCAAACCAUUGCAUAUAUUCAGGGGUUGACUGUAUAUUGUAUAUUUCUACCACUCAGUGUUUUUUUUUCGAGUAGGCCUAUACUGCAGUGUUGGAAGCCUCUUGUGCUCUUUUCCAACUAGGCCACUCCCAUAUCAGACAUCCAGUUUCCCUGUGUAGCACCAUUGUGAUGGCAUGGGGAGAGAAAAUGGUUUUGGGAUCACGGAACAAAGGGCCCGAUUCAACCGAGGGCCUUGGACUCUUUUGUGAGGCUUUUGUACGCUUAGCUCUCCCUCUGCCGUCACUUUGAACAUGAGUCCCCCAGUAUGCCGCACUGUUGGCCCACAUCUUUUGAAACAAACGACUUGUGUUAUUGAAAUCUAGGUUUGUUGGUUUGUCUCACUGAAAGAUGGGGCAUUCCCAGUCCCUGUCUUGGUCUAUCUAAAUGUCCUACUUUGUUUUUACCAUGGUUGGACUUUAGCUUAUACAUGGAAUUAGAUCUGGAAUCUUUUCAUAUCUUAUCAUGAGUCAUGACCUUUUCAAUGAAGGCUAAGCUUAUAUCACAUCCAUCUAUUUAUUAGCAAUAAAAGGCUCUGGCCUGUAUCAUGCCCCUAAGUAACCUAAAUCUGUAGAGAUGAGUGGUGAUUUGAAGUGAAAGUCGAAAAUCCAUCUGAAUUAUUUAUUUAUAUAUUGACAUGGGGAGGGCCGGAGUGGCAGCUAUCAUUGUCCUUAAAUGGCUAGAGGAUACCAUGACAGUUCUCAUAUUGCUAAGAUCCUAAUAGAAGCAAUACAUAGGCCACAGCAGCGUCUUGUUCAUCAGGGCAUGCAACUUAAUAAAAAACCAAAACAUUUUGCAAUGGAAAAACUAAAAUCAGCGAUUCUUAUUCGACAAUUCCUCCCUGUUUCAGCCUGUUUUCUCAUUUUAGUGCCUAAUGAACACAACUCAACUGAACCCAGUUGAAUUUUAGGGCCUGUCUGACUGCCUUGGGGAUUAGGGAGCCCCGGUCUCAAAAAUACUCAGAAUCACUCAUGAGGAGUGGAUAUCCUGUAUAUUCUCACAGCUAUGAAAAUCAGUCCCAUGACUUGACACUGCUCCAGGCCAGGGGAGUUUAAGAGACUGGGUCAGUCAUGUGAAAUGAUUAAUUAUAGUUCACUUCAUUAUGGUUUACACACUGAUUGAUCCAUGAAUCUCUGUAGCUUUGUUUGAGGUCAUGACUGUCUGUUAUGCCACGCAAAUGUCUGUUUUUACUAUACUUCCCAUGCCUCUUGAGAUGCUAUACCUUUAGGCAAUACAUAAACAUGUAAAAUAUGUGGCCUAAAACAUGAAGGCCUAAUGCAUGGCAAAUAUGUAUUGUAGACUAAAGGAUGCUUAGCCUACUGCAAAAGUACUAAAUAGCCUAUCUCAUGCUUUUACAUUGGCUUUUGUUGGAUCUUAUUUGACUGUGAGCAAUUUCUUUGUGUGUACUCUAACCUCAAAAUGCUAUUUUUCUGGGCCUGUCUGACUGUCCCGACCUUGUGGCUUGUGUGUUAUUAGUGCACAAGGAGCAGGCAGUCCAGUGGUACAAACGCGGAAUCGCAGAGCUCGAGAGGGGCAUCGCGAUCGAGGUAGCUGAAAGCGGUGAGUUGACUGUGCAUACUUUGCUGUAUUUUGUAUUUCCUAGGACCUAUAGUGCAGAUUUCUUCAACAACUCUGGAGAGCUAGUGAUAUGCAGGGUUUUGUUUCAGCCUAGCACUAACACACAUUGUUCAGCUCAGUGGUCCUGAUUUGAAACAGCUAGUGUGUGGCUGCUGGGCUGGAACAAAAACCUGCAUACCCAGUAGCUCUAGGACCGGAGUUGGAGACCUCUUCUAUAGCAACAAAAAAAAAGUGUAAAAAAAUGACAAACUGCUAUUUUACUUAUUGAUUUGUUUUUAAUCUCUCUUCUCUUCCAGGCGAGAAAUGUGAACGUGAUAAACGUCUACAGGCCAAGAUGAUCACCAAUCUGAUCAUGGCAAAGGAUCGCCUGGAGCUUUUAGGUGAGAAUCGAGCAUUUGGAAAUUUUUUGAAUGUCUUGCCUCCGCGUCCGCAUUGAUACCGCAUGGCACCUUCUGACCGGCUACAUGCGUGUUGAAUGCGUGGCAGGACAUUGUUUGAUUGUGUGACAUAAUGUUUGAUUGUGUGACAUUUGUUGCUUUUCAUGAUAGCUUAGAUACAGUAUGUCUGUUAGCUUUGUAUGGAGGGAUUUCAGUGCCAAUGGAAAUUGUAUUUGAAUUCCAUAAUUUUGAAUUUGUAUAAGGAUAUUGAAUUUGAAUUAAAUAUUUUUGAAUUUGUAAUGCACAAAUUGAAUCAUUGAAUUCAUAAAUUGAACUUGUAUUUCAGGAUUUGAAACUGAAUUGAAUGAAUAUUGCAUUCAGUUUUAAAAUUCAAUUUCAAUUUGAUUGAAUAUUAAAUAUUUUAAUCCAUUUCUAAUUGUCACAUGCUUCGUAUACAGGUGUAGACUAACAGUGAAACGCUUACUUACGGGCCCUUUCCACCAAUGCAGAAUACAAUAAAAAAAUGUUAUAAUGAUAGGAUUUUGUUUUGUAAACGAGGAAUAAAUACACAAUGAGCAAUGAUAGCUUGGCAUAUACGUGGGGUACCGAGUCCAUGUACAGGGUUACGAGGAAAUAGAGGUAGAUAGUGUAUGUACAUAUAGGUUUGGGUAAGGUGACUUGGCAACAGGAUAGAUAAUAGACAGUAGCAGCAGCGUAUGUGAUGUGUGUGUGUGUGUGUGUGGCGAAUGUGUGUACGUGUUAUGUGUGAGGUGAGUGUGUGUGUGUGUGUGUGUGUGUUGGAGUGUCAGUGUAAGUACUGUAUGUGUGAGUGUGUGGGUAGAGUCCAGUGUGUAUGCAUAGAGUCAAAGUUAGUGCAAAAAGGGUCAAUGCAGAUAGUCUGGGUAGCUAUUUGGUUAACUAUUUAGCAGUCUUAUGGCUAGGGGGUAGAAGCUGCAGGAGCCUUUUGGUCCCAGACUUAGCGCUCCGGUACCGUUUGACGUGUGGUAGCAGAGAGAACAGUCUAUGACUUGGGGGCUGGAGUCUUUGACCAUUUUUAGGGCCUUCCUUUGACACCGCCUGGUAUAGAGGUCCUGGAUGGCAGAGAGUUUGACCCCAGUGAUGUACUGGGCCGUACGCACUACCCUCUGUAGCGCCUUGCCGUCCAUGCCAAAUCUUUUCAGCCUCCUGAGGGGGAAGAGGUUGUCGUGCCCUCUUCACGACUGUGUUGGUGUGUGUGGACCAUGAUAGGUCCUUAGUGAUGUGGACACUGAGAAACUUGAAGCUCACGACCCGCUCCGUUACAGCCUUGUUGAUGUGAAUGGGGGCGUGUUUGGCCCUCUGUUUCCUGUAGUCCACGAUAAGAUCCUUUGUUUUGCCCACAUUGAGGGAGAGGUUGUUGUCCUACCUUCAGGCUCUGAUCAGUCCCUACACACAAACGAGGGCAUUGCGUUCAUCCACCUCUGGCCUGCUGGCCCCCCUACACCUGCGGAAGCACAGUUCCCACUCAGCCCAGUCAAAACUGUUCGCUGCUCUGGCACCCCAAUGGUGGAACAAGCUCCCUCACGACGCCAGGACAGCGGAGUCACUCACCACCUUCCGGAGACACUUGAAACCUCACAUCUUUAAGGAAUACCUGGGAUAGGAUAAAAGUAAUCCUUCUACCCUCCCCCUACCCCACCCUCCCCCCCCAAAAUGUUUUGUUGAUAUAUUGUAAAGUGGUUGUCCCACUGGCUAUCAUAAGGUGAAUGCACCAAUUUGUAAGUCGCUCUGGAUAAGAGCGUCUGCUAAAUGACGAAAAUUUAAUGAAAAUUUAAUGAAAAUGUAAAUGUAGCACCACACUGCCAGGUCUCUGACUUACGCCCUAUAAACUGUCUCAUCGUUGUUGGUGAUCAGGCCCACCACCGUUGUCUGUGGAUUAAUCAUUGGAGUGACAUUUAUAUAUAUAUAUUUUGGGCUCUGUAUUCAAGCAUGUUGGAUUUGAAAUGAUACAGUGAUGGAGGUUAAAGUGCAGACUGUCAGCUUUAAUUUGAGGGUAUUUUCAUCCAUAUUGGGUGAACCGUUUAGAAAUGAUAGCACCUUUUCUACAUAGUCCCCCUAUUUAAGGGGACCAAAUGUAUUGGGACAAAUUAACUUAUGUGUAUUAAAGGAGUACAACAUUUGUAUUUGGUCCCAUAUUCAAAGCACACAAUGACUAUAGCAAGCUUGUGACUCUACAAACUUGUUGAAUGCAUUUGCUGUUUGUUUUGGUUGUGUUUCAGAUUAUUUUGUGCCCAAUAGAAAUGAAUGGUAAAUAAUGUAUUGUCAUUUUGGAGUCACUUUUAUUGUAAAUAAGAAUAUAAUAUGUUUCUAAACACUUCUACAUUAAUGUGGAUGCUACCAUGAUUACGGAUAAUUCAGAAUGAAUCGUGAAUAUUGAUGAGUGAGAAAGAUGGAGGCAGAAAUAUCAUGUAUUCUAUUCUUAUUUACAAUAAAAGUGACUCUAAAAUGACAUCCACAAGGUAAAAGUGACUCCAAAAUGACAUUCUCAAGGGAAUAUCUUAAAGCCCAAACGGUUAAAACGCUAGAGCCAAAUUCAUAGGAAGAAAAUAAAUUAAACAUGCCACACUGGCUUUAGAAACCACCAGACGCUUCUAUUUUCCACAGAGAGCGUUUGAUUCUAUCUGUUCUCCUCUACCAUUCCUGGCUGGUAAAGUACCAUUAUGUUGUCUCUGGUUUUGAAUCUUAAUUUAGAGGGCUGAAUAAAAAAAAUUGAAUCUGAAUGCAUCUGAGAAGUUGAAUAUCGGAAACUUUGAUAAACUUGAAAUGAUAGUUUGAAAACUUGAUAUACAAGACAAUGAAUGCAAUAUUUACCACAUUGAAACUUAAUGUAUAGAUAUUGAAUUUGAAUAUUCAAUUGAAAUUGAAAUGUACAAUUAUUCAUUCAGUUUGUGGAUUACAAAUUCAAAAUGAUUGAACUGAAAUUGAAUAUCCAAAUACAAAUUCAAAAUUAUGGAUUUCAAAAACAUUUGCUGUUGGCACAGAAAUCGUUCCAUAGCUUUGUAUCUCUUGGAGAAAAAAAUAAACGUGUAGGGCCUGUAUACACUGAGUGUACAAAACAUUUCCAUGACAUAGACUGACCAGGUGAAUCUGGUGAAAGCUAUGAUCCCUUAUUGAUGUCAUCUGUUAAAUCCACUUCAGUCAGUGUAGAUGGAGGGAGGAGACAGGUUAAAGAAGGAUUUUUCAGAGAGACAUGGAUUGUGUAUGUGUGCCGUUCAGAGAGUGAAUGGGCAAGACAAAAUAUUUAAGUGCCUUUGAACGGUGUAUGGUAGUAGGUGCCAGGCACACAGGUUUGAGUGUGUCAAGAACUGCAACGCUGCUGGGUUUUUCACACUCAACAGUUUCCCGUGUAUAUCAAGAAUGGUCCACCACCCAAGGGACAUCCAGCCAACUUGACACAAUUGUGAAUUGAUGAAUUGAGGCUGUUGUGAGGGCAAAAGGGUGUGCAACUCAUAGUAUAGUUCUCAUACAUACUUUUUGUAUUGACAUCACUUGACUUCCAAACUACAAUGUACUUUAUGUACCAAAAGGGAUUAGGCCAUAAAUACUCCAGUGCCUUUUUAUUAAACACACAAUGGACCCCCCCCCCAAAAAAUAAAUAAAUAAUGUAAUCCUUUAAAUGACAUAAUUAGUAAGUUAUGGUAUAAAUCCACUCAGUGGUCCCCCAAAGCUGUUUCAGAAGCUUCUCGUCAUUCCACAGCUGGCUGCAACAUUAUCCUGAGUCAUGUUCAUUAGGCACCAAACCUAAGAUAACAAACCUAGACUUGUCCAAUAAGAAACACUCAUUUUCCUUUUGCGUUGCAGAAUGUUUUAAAACAUUUCCCUAAUGAACACGACCCUACUCUUUGUGUUUGAUUCGUCCUGGUUAGAAAUGGCUGCUAUGUUUGGCUUUGCUGCCUAAGAAACUGAAAUGUUGACAAUCCUCUCUGUCCUACCCUAUAUGCCUCAUUCUUGGAUGUGGCAUGACAACUUAACUUAGGAACCAUCCCAAAACAUUGCUGUUCAUCCCCCAUUCAAAGAAUCCUGGCAUGGCACCCCUUAUUUUAUUUGUUUAUUUUAAGUAUAAUUUCCUUUUCUUCUUUUCCCUCCCUUCUCCGAUUCUCCUAUCCCCUUUCCCAACCUCGUUUUGUUGUUGUCGUUGUCAUUCCUGUUGUGUAGCAAAGCUGCGUUCAGGGCCAGCUCAGAGAGACAUCUAUACAGAGAGCUCAAACCAGUCGUACCAUAACGGGCAUCUACGCUCAGGUGGGUGCUACCGGGAAUCUGCUUUCAGGUGUCAUGACUGGGUUCUUAAAAGUGUUUUCAGGGGUGUCAAUUGUUCCUGAUUAUUCAGGAAUUCCAGUUUUUCUGGCUUUAUUCUCUUCAUACAUCAUUGAAAUUGAUCUACCUCCAAACCAAUAUCCUACUUUUCCUGACUUUUCCUGGUUUUUCCAUUUAAUCUUUGAAUGCCUAUGGUACAGUAAGCUCCCUUCAAGUUAAGUGUUACAUAUCUAUUUUACUCUUUCUGCUGCUUUGUCUGUGUAUUUAUCAAUAUGUUCUUCACACUGACACUGAUAGCUACCUCAAACUACAGUCAUAUUUCUCUCACAUAGAAACACUGGCAGGUGUUUAUCCAGCUUUGUCCAGUGACUACAUGGACUUGAAGUCUGUUUGACCUGUUCAGAUUCACGCAGUCUAAGACUAAAUCAGGCUUGGAGAAUCAUAUGCCUCUACUGAAGGGACAUUAGCUCACACACAGCUUAAUUAAAUGUCCUAACCUACCAUACUGAUAAAUAAUCGAUCAUUUACCUCGAUGGUUCUAAAUGUCUCCUUGCUCUUGGCAGUAAAUGGAGCCGUACCCAAAAAGAGGGACUCCCUGACUACUCACUCCAGUCACUCCCUCCCACGACCAAAGCAUACGCCAAAAAACCCCUUGACGGCAGGCCACAGGGGCCACCAGCACUCCCCCAGCUUCAGUGGGCCCUCUAGCAGUCACACACAGCACAGACCGGCCCCCCAGUCCAACAGCAACAAGGUGAGACCCAGAUUGUAUUUCCUCAACUAACUCCACAUCUAGCCAAGAGUCCAGGGCCCAUAUUGAUAGUGUAUCAGAGUAGGAAUUCUGAUCUAGGAUCAGUUCCUCCCUGUCCAUGUAAUCUUAUUCAUUAUGCUCUAAAAGGAAUAGCUAGACUAGCACCAUAGCCAUGGACUAUAAAGGAGCUGGAAUAAAAAACGUAAUGCUAAUAGAACAUCUCCAGACUAUAUCCAUUUUUAAUGAAGGGAAGACAAAAUUGACAAAAAUAAGAAGAAAAUGGGAGAAUUUCCAAUCAUCAUUCCAAGAGAUUAGCUUGUUUAAAAUCGUAACCAAAUCUGAAGUCAUUGUUCUUUUGUUGUAGGGUAAAGUGGGCAACCGGCCAAACUGUAAACCCACCACUCCCACAUCCAUGUCCCCACUGAAGAAGAGGGACGUGAAGAACUUGAAGAAUGUGGACAGCAAGCUUGCCAACCUCAUCCUCAGUGAGAUCAUAGACAGGUGAGAGACAAUGAUCAGUCUUAUGUAUUAUUCACUGGACGUAAAGCAUGUGCUUUGCAAGGUGUCUCAGUUUGGAACACAAUAGACGUUGACUGCUUGACCUGGGUCGUGUUCAAUAGGGCACACCGAUGCAACACUUUUUAUAACGUUCUGACAUGGAAAAGUCCAGCCUGCCUGUUUCAGUCCAUCUUUGCUGCCUAAUGAACACAACCCAGGCAGAGUUGAGUAUGUCUAUAUUUCUGUAUGGGAAUGAGCACUCAGACCAGUCUCGUGUGUGUUUCAGUGGCUCAUCAGUGAGGUUCGAGGACGUUGCUGGUCAGGAGCUGGCUAAGCAGGCCCUACAGGAAAUAGUCAUCCUGCCUGCACUGAGGCCAGAGGUGAGAUUAGAGCGGAACAGCAACUCAAUGGAUCAUGGAGUGAUGUGAAUAUGGAAGUAUUUUCACAGGCUGCCUCUUACAAAGUAUCACCUGUCAGUAACGUCGUCAGUAAAACAUUUGAGCAGCAACUGUUCAUGUGGGCAGUCCUAACAUAAUGGUCUGUAUUUUUUUAUUUAACCUUUAUUUAACUAGGCAUGUCAGUUAAGAACAAAUUCUUAUUUACAAUGACGGCCUACAAAAGCGUCUCAGAGUAGGAGUGCUGAUCUUGGAUCCGUUUAGGCUUUUAGAUCAUAAUGAAUAAGAGGGGGAUCCGUGGUACGAGCAAAUGUGUUCAAGCUUCAUAGGAGAGCCUAUUUUGCUGUUCACCUUGGAAUUUUUAUAUUGGAGCACCAGUGUACCUAAAAAAAUAAUCAGCCAGAUAAUAAUUGUUGUAAUGAUUAGGCUUCACUGUACCAAUGUUUCCGUGUGCCAUAGAGAAAAAAAACAGUGCUUUCGGUUGCACAAUUACUACAGAGAAAACCGCUUGUCUCUAGCCCAAACUGUUCAAAAGUUGUGACCAUAUUACCGGCACUACAUUUAUUUCCUUCUAUUGCACUUUGGCGCUGCAGCUGGAUGCAUCUCCAUUGGCGGGCCGCAUUUUACAUUCAUAAACCAUGUCACGAGCCAUUCUAAAACUAUUCGCGGGCCAUUAACGCCUUGUUCAGUCAUGUUACGACAACAGUGGUAGGCUUGAUUACCAACAAUGACGAGACCGCCUACAGGGAAAAGGUGAGAGCCCUGGCAGAGUGGUGCCAGGAAAAAUCGAUUGGGUCGCAGUGGAGUGGGUCAAAAGCUUCAAGUUCCUCGGCACUGACAACCUGAAAUGGUCCCUUCACACAGACAGCGUGGGGAAGAAGGCGCAACAGUGCCUCUUCAACCUCAGGAGGCUGAAGAUAUUCGGCUUGGCCCCUAGGACCCUCACAAACUUCUACAGAUGGACCAUUGAGAGCAUCCUGUCGGGCUGUAUCACUGCCUGGUACGGCAAUUGCACCAUUCGCAGGGCUCUCCAGAGGGUGAGCGAUGAGCCCAACGCAUCACCGGGGGCACACUGCCUGCCCUCCAGGACAUCUACAGCACCUGGUGUCACAGAAAGGCCAAGAAGAUCAUCAAGGACCUUAGCCACCCGAGCUACGGCCUGUUCACCCCGCUACCAUCUAGAAAGCAGAGACCGUACAGGUGCAUCAAAGCUGGGGCCGAGAGACUGGAAAAACAUGUUCAAUCUCCAGGCCAUCAGACUGUUAAACAGUCACCACUAGCCAGCCUCUGCCCAGUACUCUGCCCUGAACCUCUCUAGCCGGCUAUCACCUGGUACUCAACCCUGCACCUUAGACUACUGCUCUAUGUACAUAGUCAUUGAACACUGGUCACUUUAAUAAUGUUUACGUACUGUUUUACCCACUUUAUACUGUGUAUAUAUACAGUAAAUGUUCAAUCAGUAAUUUUGAACUUCAGGACUAUGUACUAUGUGUAUAAGUGCUGAGUAGAUGUUUUUUUUCUUCCAGUUGUUUACAGGCUUGAGGGCUCCAGCACGAGGCCUUCUCCUCUUCGGUCCUCCUGGCAACGGAAAGACCAUGCUGGUGAGUGUGGUUCAGUACCAUUUGGUAUUGGCAAGAGACCGAAUGAGAAAUGACUAGUUGGAGUGGGUCUUGGUUAGGCUCACAAAGACCACAAGUGAUCAUGAAAUAGAUUAACAAUUUUCAUAGAAAAACGAUACAUUUGUAUUGUAAAAUCUUUAUAAUAGAAGACUAAUAUAAUACUUAUAAUAUAGACAAUGGACAGAGUCCUUUCACUGGAUUUGCUUGUUUUGACAUCCUCUAACUGUGAGAUGCUUUGUUCAAGAGUAGAGUUGGUUUAGGGCUAAUAAGUACUUUAUGUUUUUACAUGGUGGUACUUUUACUGCAGAGUACUAUGACCGAUGACACAGAAUGUAUGGCUAAAUAUUUUGUGUUUUUCUGUCAUCCAAAAUUGCAUUAUCCAUCAUGAAUGUAGUUUAGCCAUAAUUAAUGAACUCAAUCUCCCAAAAUGUGUCUGAACUGCAUUAAAAACAAAUGGUGAUUCUAUAGAGCAGGAAUAUGGGUAUGCUAUAAUCAAAUUUAAAACAAAGUGAACCAAAAAAAAACGUGAAUAUAAGGAUUAUAGAGCAUUUAGUUGAAAAUAUCUCAAAAUAAGGAUAAUGUUCUGCAUUUUACAUUUUACCUCUUAUUUUUUACUGAUAGGCUAAAGCAGUGGCCAUGGAGUCCAACGCCACGUUCUUCAACAUAAGUGCUGCCAGCUUGACCUCGAAAUAUGUGAGUACAUUAUUAGCGGAACGAUCUCUUUACACUUUAAUUUUUUAGUUAUUUAGCAGAUGCUCUUAUCCAGUGCGACUUAGUCAGUGCGUUCAACUGAGUUUAGUAGAAAAACAUAUAUCAGUCAUUUCAAGUAGACCCUUGUAGAAAAAGAGUAAACUCGCUAUUCAGAGUAAACUCGCUAUUCAGAGUAAACUCGCUAUUCAGAGUAAACUCGCUAUUCAGAGUAAACUCGCUAUUCAGAGUAAACUCGCUAUUCAGAGUAAACUUGCUAUUCUUUUGGUCUUUCCCUGUAGGUGGGGGAGGGAGAGAAGCUGGUGCGAGCUCUGUUUGCCGUCGCCAGAGAACUGCAACCCUCGAUCAUCUUCAUAGGUAACUUUGACUUUGUUAGAUAAACCAAGAAGAAUACGUAACUGCAAUGAACUGGUCAAGGAAGCACAUAACGAUAAUGUUUCAUUACCUGCAAUCUAAUAAUAAGCACAGAUAUUCUAUGCAAGAAAGUUGCAUUAUAGCAUGUUGGGAAGAAUUUUCUAUUUAAUAACUGAUGGAAACAGAGAGUGCGACUAUGCAUAGACUACUAGGAUAAUGGGACCCUUCCAUUCAGAUUGUGACUACUUACCCCACACAGAUGAGAUCGACAGCCUACUCUGUGAGAGAAGAGAGGGAGAACAUGAUGCCAGCAGACGUCUGAAGACCGAGUUCUUGAUUGAAUUUGAUGGGGUAAGGAGGUCUCCCCCGUGUGUGUUUCUACGCCUGCACACGUGUGUUCCAGUGUUAAUUUUGUCAACUGUUUAAAAUGUUGUUUUAUGAGUUCAUGAGCGUGUGUGCAAUGUUUGUCCCUGGAGGGAUUCUGUCUGUUUUGGCCACAUCCUGCAUCCGGCCAUGUCUGUUUAGGAGAUAGGAACACAAGAAUUUCGCUGCACCUGCUAUAACAUCUGCUAAACUGUGUACGCGACCAAUAAACUUUGAUUUGAUUUUUUUGUCUUGUCCAUAUCCUGCAUGAAGAUUUGGCCUCUUCCACAUGAAAUCUGUCCAAGAGAUACAGCGCCUUCAGAAAGUAUUCAGACCUCUUGACCUUUUCCACAUUUUGUUACGUUACAACCUUAUUCUAAAAUUGAUUAAAUAAAACAAAUUCCUCAGCAAUCAACACACAAUACCCCAUAAUGACAAAGGAAAAAACGUUAUUUUUUAUAUUUUAGCAAAUGUAUUAAAAAUUAAAAACAGAAAUACCUUAUUUACAUAAGUAUUCAGACCCUUUGCUAUGAGACUCGAAAUUGAACUCCGGUGCAUCCUGUUUCCAUUGAUCAUCCUUGAGAUGUUUCUAUAACUUGACUGGAGACCACCUGUGUUAAAUUCAAUUGAUUGGACAUGAUUUGGAAAGGCACACAACUGUCUAUAUAAGGUCCCUCAGUUGUUAGUGCAUGUCAAAGCAAAACACAAGCCAUGAGGUCGAAGGAAUUGUCCGUAGAUGCUCCGAGACAGGAUUGUGUUGAGGCACAGAACUUGGGAAGGGUACCAAAAAAUGUCUGCAUUAUUGAAGGUCCCCAAGAACACAGUGGCCUCCAUCAUUCUUAAAUGGAAGAAGUUUGGAACCACUAAGACUCUUCCUAGAGCUGGCCACCUGGCCAAACUGAGCAAUCGGGGGAGAAGGGCCUUGGUCAGGGAGGUGACCAAGAACCCGAUGGUCACUCUGACAGAGCUCCAGAGUUCCUCUGUGGAGAUGGGAGAACCUUCCAGAAGGACAACCAUCUCUGCAGCACUCCACCAAUCAGGCCUUUAUGAUAGAGUGGCCAGACGGAAGCCACUUCUCAGUAAAAGGCACAUGACAGCCCGCUUGGAGUUUGCCAAAAGGCACCUAAAGACUCUCAGAUUCUCUGGUCUGAUGAAACCAAGAUUGAACUCUUUGGCUCGAAUGCAAAGCGUCACGUCUGGAGGAAAACUGGCACCAUCCCUACGGUGAAGCAUGGUGGUGGCAGCAUCAUGCUUUGGGGAUGUUUUUCAGCGGCAGGGACUGGGAGACUAGUCAGGAUCGAGGCAAAGAUGAACGGAGCAAAGGACUGAGAGAUCCUUGAUGAAAACAUCUCUGUAGAGACCUGAAAAUAGCUGUGCAGCAACACUCCCCAUCCAACCUGACAGAGCUUGAGAGGAUCUGCAGAGAAGAAUGGGAGAAACUCCCCAAAUACAGGUUUGCCAAGCUUGUAGCGUCAUACCCAAGAAGACUCAAUGCUGUAAUCGCUGCCAAAGGUGCUUCAACAAAGUACUGAGUAAAGGGUCUGAAUAUUUAUGUAAAUGUGAUAUUUAUUUAUGUAAUACAUUUGCUAACAUUUCUAAACCUGUUUUUGCUUUGUCGUUAUGGGCUAUUGUGUGUAGCUUGAUGAGGGGGAAAAAACAAUUUAAUCAAUUUUAGAACAAGGCUGUAACAUAACAAAGUGGAAAAAGUCAAAGGGUCUAAAUACUUUCCGAAGGCAUUGUACAGUGGGGAAAAAAAGUAUUUAGUCAGCCACCAAUUGUGCAAGUUCUCCCACUUACAAAGAUGAGAGAGGCCUGUCAUUUUCAUCAUAGGUACAUGUCAACUAUGACAGACAAAAUGAGAUUUUUUUUCUCCAGAAAAUCACAUUGUAGGAUUUUUUAUGAAUUUAUUUGCAAAUGAUGGUGGAAAAUAAGUAUUUGGUCAAUAACAAAAGUUUCUCAAUACUUUGUUAUAUACCCUUUGUUGACAAUGACACAGGUCAAACGUUUUCUGUAAGUCUUCACAAGGUUUUCACACACUGUUGCUGGUAUUUUGGCCCAUUCCUCCAUGCAGAUCUCCUCUAGAGCAGUGAUGUUUUGGGGCUGUCGCUGGGCAACACGGACAUUCAACUCCCUCCAAAGAUUUUCUAUGGGGUUGAGAUCUGGAGACUGGCUAGGCCACUCCAGGACCUUGAAAUGCUUCUUACGAAGACACUCCUUCGUUGCCCGGGCGGUGUGUUUGGGAUCAUUGUCAUGCUGAAAGAGCCAGCCACGUUUCAUCUUCAAUGCCCUUGCUGAUGGAAGGAGGUUUUCACUCAAAAUCUCACAAUACAUGGCCCCAUUCAUUCUUUCCUUUACACGGAUCAGUCGUCCUGAUCCCUUUGCAGAAAAACAGCCCCAAAGCAAGAGGUUUCCACCCCCAUGCUUCACAGUAGGUAUGGUGUUCUUUGGAUGCAACUCAGCAUUCUUUGUCCUCCAAACCCGACGAGUUGAGUUUUUACCAAAAAGUUAUAUUUUGGUUUCUUCUGACCAUAUGACAUUCUCCCAAUCCUCUUCUGGAUCAUCCAAAUGCACUCUAGCAAACUUCAGACGGGCCUGGACAUGUACUGGCUUAAGCAGGGGGACACGUCUGGCACUGCAGGAUUUGAGUCCCUGGCGGCGUAGUGUGUUACUGAUGGUAGGCUUUGUUACUUUGGUCCCAGCUCUCUGCAGGUCAUUCACUAGGUCCCCCCGUGUGGUUCUGGGAUUUUUGCUCACCGUUCUUGUGAUCAUUUUGACCCCACGUGGUGAGAUCUUGCGUGGAGCCCCAGAUCGAGGGAGAUUAUCAGUGGUCUUGUAUGUCUUCCAUUUCCUAAUACUUGCUCCCACAGUUGAUUUCUUCCAACCAAGCAGCUUACCUAUUGCAGAUUCAGUCUUCCCAGCCUGGUGCAGGUCUACAAUUUUGUUUCUGGUGUCCUUUGACAGCUCUUUGGUCUUGGCCAUAGUGGAGUUUGGAGUGUGACUGUUUGAGGUUGUGGACAGGUGUCUUUUAUACUGAUAACAAGUUCAAACAGGUGCCAUUAAUACAGGUAACGAGUGGAGGACAGAGGAGCCUCUUAAAGACGAAGUUACAGGUCUGUGAGAGCCAGAAAUCUUGCUUGUUUGUAGGUGACCAAAUACUUAUUUUCCACCAUAAUUUGCAAAUAAAUUCAUUAAAAAUCCUACAAUGUGAUUUUCUGGAUUUUUUCCCCACAAUUUGUCUGUCAUAGUUGACGUGUACCUAUGAUGAAAAUUACAGGCCUCUCUCAUCUUUUUAAGUGGGAGAACUUGCACAAUUGGUGGCUGACUAAAUACUUUUUUCCCCCACUGUAUAUUGUCUGUGUUGCUGCCAAUAAUAUUUAUUUUGGUGUGUGUUUAGGUGCAAUCUGGUGGGGAUGAGCGGGUGUUGGUGAUGGGUGCCACCAACAGGCCUCAGGAGCUGGACGAGGCUGUUCUUAGGUACUGUAGGCCAGUGUGGUUGGGGCAGGGGAUGCCCAGUUUGUACCUCCCUACCUGUUUCAUACAUUUUUGUGUGCCUACUGAACACAACCCAGGUUUACUUUUCAGUGAGGUCUCUCUGCCAAAAGGUAGCACUGUUAAAGGGCAACUCCGCCACAUUUAACAUUUGGUUUGUUAUUAUGAAGUAUUUAGUGAUGUCAUACACACAGUUUUAGUGUAAUUUGAUGAUUUCAUGGCUAUUGACUGUUUAGUGAUGUGCAAAACUGGAAAUUGCUUCUCAAGUAGGAUCCCUGAGAUAACUAAUAAAAUAAAUGAUGGACAGUCAUUUUUAGCUAUCUAUAUAACAUGUCUAUAGUUUCCUGAUCAUAUUGGAAUUUCCUGCUAUAUGUUGCUGUGGUUGUCUUCGUCUAAUACAGCGAUGGGCAUCUGGCGGCCCGUGUUGACUCCAAUGCUUCCCACAGUUGUGUCAAGCUGGCUUGAUGUUCUUUGGGUGGUGAACCAUUCUUAAUAUACACGGGAAACAGUUGAGCGUGAAAAACCCAGCAGCGUUGCAGUUCUUGACACAGUCAAACCGGUGCGCCUGGCACUCACUACCAUACCCCAUUCAAAGGCACUUAAAUAUUUUGUCUUGCCCAUUCACCCUCUGAAUGGCACGCAUACACAAACCAUGUAUUUUUUUGUCCUCGAGGCUUAAAAAUCCUUCUUUAACCUGUCUCCUCCCCUUCAUCUACACUGAUUUGAAGUGGAUUUAGCAAGUGACAUCAAUAAGGAAUAAAAGCUUUCACCUGGAUUCACUAUGUCAUGGAAAGAGCAGGUGUUUCUAAUGUUUUGUACACUCAGUGUAUCCUAGCAGCAUAAUAACUGGUUAUAAAGUGGUGGAAUUGUCCUUCAAGUCUUCAUGUCCUACCCAAUGGCAACAUGUUCUCAAACUGUUUUUAUUCACAGACGUUUUGCAAAACGGGUGUACGUGGCUUUACCAACAGAAGAGGUAUGUUAAGAAACCUAUUAAUUCCAUUUACAAUUGUAGCCUUACAGUAAACAAAUCACAUUCCCCAAUGCAAUUUCCCUGCAAAAAUGUAUAUAAUUGUGUGUCGUGUAUAGACACGGCUAAAACUGGUCAAGAACCUUUUGGGGAAGCACGGGAAUCCUCUCGCACAGAAAGAACUGUCCCAGCUCGCCAGGUAAAUUGAAUUGGAAACCUACCUAAUAUGGUAUGUACUUUUAGAUAUCCUUUACCAUGGGUUGAAUGAACUUUGUACAAUAGGUAGUUGAUAGAGCUAUAGAUCAUGAUAUCCAUCUAUCUUUAUAAUUAUAAAAUGUUUUGUUCUCUGUAAUCCUUUCAAAAUGAUGGAUAAACAGAUACCAAUAGAUAUAUUGAUAUCUAGAGAUGAAUAGAGACAUAAUGCUAUAUUUGAAAUGUUUGCUAUCUCUUUAUGCUUUCAGAAUGACAUACAGAUAGUCAGUGAUAGGUAUAGAGAUAUACAGUCACGUCUAAAAUGAUUGGCAACCUUGAUAAAGAUGAGCAAAACUAUAUUAUUGUAUACUAAUACAAUUACUCAGAGAAAGAGAUUUUGUUUAACAAGUAAUCUAAAAAAGAGACACUACCGGUCAAAAGUUUUAGAACACCUACUCAUUCAAGGGUUUUUCUUUAUUUGUACUAUUUUCUACAUUGUAGAAUAAUAGUGAAGAUGUCAAAACUAUGAAAUAACGCAUAUGGAAUCAUGUACUAACCAAAAACGUGUUAAAUAAAUCGAAAUAUGUUUUAUAUUUGAGAUUCUUCAAACAGCCAUCCUUUGCCUUGAUGACAGCUUUGCAUACUCUUGGCAUUCUUUCAACCAGCUUCACCUGGAAUGCUUUUCCAACAGUCUUGAAGGAGUUCCCACAUAUGCUGAGCACUUGUUUGCUGCUUUUCCUUCACUCUGCCGUCCGACUCAUCCCAAACCAUCUCUAUUUGGUUGAGGUCGGGGGAUUGCGGAUGCCAGGUGAUCUGAUGCACAGCCUGGAGGUGUGUUGGGUCAUUGUCCUGUUGAAAAACAAAUGAUAGUCCCACUAAGCCCAAACCAAAUGGGAUGGCAUAUCGCUGCAGAAUGCUGUGGUAGCCAUGCUGGUUAAGUGUGCCUUGAAUUCUAAAUAAAUCACAGACAGUGUCACCAGCAAAGCACCCCCACACCAUAACAUCUCCUCCUCCAUGCUUUACGGUGGGAACUACACAUGCAGAGAUCAUACGUUCACCCACACCGCGUCUCAGAAAGACAUGGCGGUUGGAACCAGAAAUCUCAAAUUUGGACCCCAGACCAAAGGACACAUUUCCACCGGUCUAAUGUCCAUUGCUUGUGUUUCUUGGCCCAAACAAGUCUCUUCUUCUUAUUGGUGUCCUUUAGUAAUGGUUCCUUUGCAGCAAUUUGACCAUAAAGGCCUGAUUCACACAGUCUCCUCUGAACAGUUGAUGUUGAGAUGUGUCUGUGACUUUAACUCUAUGAAGCAUUUAUUUGGGCUGCAAUUUCUGAGGCUGGGAACUAUAAUGAACUUAUCCUCUCCAGCAGAGGUAACUCUGGGUCUUCCAUUCCUGUGGCGGUCCUCAUGAGAGCCAGUUUCAUCAUAGCGCUUCAUGGUUUUUGCGACUGCACUUGAAGAAACGUUCCUUAUUGACUGACCUUCAUGUCUUAAAGUAAUGAUGGACUGUCGUUUCUCUUUGCUUUUUUGAGCUGUUCUUGCCAUAAUAUGGAUUUGGUCUUUUACCAAAUAGGGCUAUCUUCUGUAUACACCCCCUACCUUGUCACAACAUAACUGAUUGGCUCAAACUCAUUAAGAAGGAAAUAAAUUCCACAAUUUAACUUUUAAGAAGGCACACCUGUUAAUUGAAAUGCAUUCCAGGUGACUACCUCAUGAAGCUGGUUGAGUGAAUGCCAAGAGUGUGCAAAGCUGUUAUCAAGGCAAAGGGUGGCUAUUUGAAGAAUCUCAAAUAUAAAAUAUAUUUUGAUUUGUUGAACACUUUUUUGGUUACUACAUGAUUCCAUAUGUGUUAUUUCAUAGUUUUGAUGUCUUCACUAUUAUUCUACAAUGUAGAAAAUAGUAAAAAAUAAAGAAAAACCCUUGAAUGAGUAGGUGUUCUAAAACUUUUUACCGGUAGUGUAGGUGUCAAUUAUUGGCACCCCUGUUUUCAAUACUCCGGCACCCUCCCCUUGCGAGGAUAAUGGUACUGAGCCCUUUUCUCAAAUGUUUUAUGAGAUUGGAGAACACAUACAGAAUCUUUCCAGAUCCUUGAUAUCCUUUGGUCUGCGCUUAUGGACUGCCCUCUUCGAUUCAAACCACAGGUUUCCAAUGGGGUUCAAGUCCGGAGACUGAGAUGGCCAUUGCAAAAUUGAUUUUUCUGGUCAGUUAACCAUUUCAUUGUGGAUUAUGAUGUGUGCUUGGGGUUAUUGUCUUGCUGGAAUAUCCACUUACGGCCAAGUUUCAGCCUCCUGGCAUAGGCAACCAGAUUUUUGCCUAAAAUGUCCUGGUACUUGCUACAGUUCAUGAUGCCGUUGACCUUAACAACGACUCCAGGACCAGUGGAAGCAAAACAGCCCCAUAACAUCCAAGAUCCACCACCAUAUUUGACAGUAGGUAUUAUUGAUGGGGGGAAAAAAUCAAUAGUUACAUAUCGGGAUAUUCUUUUUGAUGAUAUAUCGUAUUGUACCGGUUUGACAAUAUCGCAAUAUGUUUGUGCUAGUUGGCUGUAACUGCACCAAAACUCCAGUAUUUUUCCUUCAUAGCUUGUUCUCCAUCUUCUUUUUAAAUAGGGAGCCAAUUUGUUUUCAGCACUUUUAUUUCCAUGACUGAUCAAAACUUGUUUUCUCAUGGCUAUCUCUUGUCACUCUGCAGCAGACAUGUGGUGAGCAAUAUGUUUGGACCAUGGAAUCUCAAUAAAAUCACAGUAUUGAAUCGCAAUACAUGUAGAAUUAUGACAAUCGCAAUACAUAUCGUCGACACCUAAUUAUCGUGAUAAUAUCAUAUUGUGAGGUGCCUGGCAAUUCCCAGCCCUAGUAGGUAUGAGGUUUUUUUCUUCAUAUGCAUCCUUCUUUCAACGCCAAGCUCUAUUUUUGUGUCAUCUGACCAGAGCACCUAUUCCAAUCCAAGUGCCAAUGCCGUUUAGCAAACUCCAGGAAUUUACAUGUGUUGGUUGCUCUCAAUAAAGGCUCUUUCUGGCAACCCUCCCAAAGAGCCUAUUGGCAUGGAAGUGGCGUCUAAUUGUAGAUUUGGAGACUUGGUGACCCCAAGAUGUGACCAAGUUCUGUAAUUUUCAAACUUUGGCCCGUGAAAAUUCUUUGCCUCGCAAACUAUCUUCCUUACUGUGUGUGGGGACAAGAUACACUUGUGUCCAAUACCAGGCAAGUUUACCACUGUUCCAGUGGUUUGAAACUUCUUAAUCGUUGCCCUAGUAGUUGUGUUCUUUUUUUAGCAAUUUCUUUGUACCCAUUGCCUGAUUUUAUGAUGUUCAACAACCAUCUGUGGCUUUUUGUUUGCGAAUUCUCCCAUGGUGAUGGAUAACUGUCACAAGUGUAGAGAGGAGUAGGCAGGAGGCAGUCGCAGGUUUAGAACUACUGAAUUUAUUAAAGCACCAUAGCUUAAAGCGGGACGAAACCCACAGUGCAAAAUAUAAAGUACUCAGGAAAUAGUAGGAGAGAUUCCUCUCAGGAAAACAAGCAACAUAUACAAUGACCAACCAAGACAAAUGACAGAGGGGGUAUAUAUACACAGUGAUAGCGUGGGGAUUGGAACCAGGUGUGUGCAAUGAUGACGAGACAAGUCCGGGGUUGAUGAGUGAAGGGUGUUUGCCAGCAGCAGGUUUGGCCGAAGCUAGAAGGCCGGUGACGCCGAACGCCUGAGCUGGACAGGAGGGGGAGCCAAAGCGAAGGCUGGUGUGACAAUAACAAAGGGAUUUUACAUGCGUGUUACCUCAUUGUUAUACAUUUUACAUUUACAUUUUAGUCAUUUAGCAGACGCUCUUAUCCAGAGCGACUUACAGUUAGUGAGUGCAUACAUUAUUUUUUAUUUUUUUUCAUACGUUGCAAACGCCAUGCUCUACCAACUGAGCUACAUCCGGCCAUUCCCUCCCCUACCCUGGACGACGCUGGGCCAAUUGUGCGCCGCCCCAUUGGUCUCCCGGUCGCGGCCGGCUACGACAGAGCCUGGAUAUACCCCAGUGAAACAGGAAGCCAGGGAAGGCCACAAUACAGUUCCUAAAAUGAGAUUAACUUAAAAAAGUAGAAUGUAAAUGCAGAUAGAAUAUUUAGGGUUGCCAAUCAUUUUGACACCGGUCUUAAAAAUGAUAUAUAUAUAUUACUUGUAUUACUUGUUAAACAAAAUCUAUUUAUCUGAGCAAUUAUAUUAGUAUAAAAUAAUAUAAAUAAAUAACAAUUGGAGCAUACAAUAUAGCUCAGUAUUUGUAUUAUUUAUUUUAGUCGUUUUUGCUCAUCUUUAUCAAGGGUGACAAUAAUUUUGGACCUGACUGUAUAGAGAUCUAAGAGAUGUAGAUAAAGAUAUUGUGGUAUAAUGGAAAUGCUUGGUAUAUGUGUAAUCCUUGCAGAAUGACAGAAGGCUACUCUGGCAGUGACCUGACCUCACUGGCCAAAGAUGCGUCCCUCGGUCCCAUCAGAGGUAAGCGGCACAAUUCAUUCAAACCUUUUUGAUCGGAACAGCAAUUGGUCUCUUUACAAAUUUGUCUAUUUGUUUCCUAAUGCAAUCUCUUUCAAUUCUCAGAGUUGCGUCCAGAACAAGUCAGGAAUAUGGCCGCAAACGAGGUACGUUUACACUAUUCACUGUAUACAUCAAAGGCUGAAUAAUAAACCUAACACUUUGACCAAUCGACCACUUAUAUCCCAACUGCCACUUGUCAAUAUUCAAAAAUUCCAAACCCAUUUGCGAGCAUUGUCUCCUUCUGCAACCUGUUUUAGUACACUUAUAAAAACAAAACGGCAUCUCUCUACUUCAGCACAAAAAAGCACCAAAGCAACUCGCCAAAACUUAGCCUGCCUGCUCAUAGUGCCUGCUAACUAGUUCUAACAGCUAGCUUCACUGACAAACACAGGGAUGGGACUUAACAAGCUAGUGAUUUUGGCCGCUGAUAAACAGCGUGUAACUUGUCCUUUAUUUACAGCUUGCUGAUGAAGUUGUGUUCUCAUAAAUCAGUCUGUAGAACCGCAUGUUUCUCUAAACAGUGUCGGGUCAGCUGUUUUUCAUGCACUUUUUAAAACUUCCAAAAUAAUACUCCUUCAAGCACAAAAUGCCUUAUGUAAAAUUGCACGACUAAGACCUCAGCAAAUAAUUACAAAUAAAUGAUUAUCUUAGAUUCAUUAUGACUAUUUUGAGGGCAAAGUAGUAGUGGCCAUGUUGUUGCUAGGUAAUGGGUUAAAAUUCAUGGGUAGAAGUUGCUGCCAGGGGCGAUGUGUUGGCACAGGAUGCCCACUCGGUUAAGAGGCUGCUGAAGGAUGCAGUGGAGCCCUCGUAGACUCGACAACUAGCCAUUGAGAUUGACUCGUGAACGUGCAUAUUGAGUGAUAGUGUUCGGUUUGAGAUACAAUGGCUAGUUGUUGAGUUGUUGACUGCACCCUUCGGCAGCCUGGCUACAGAGUGGUCAUCCUGUGCCAACUUGGCGCCCUUGGCAGCAACUUCUACCUAUGAAUCUUGGUGUUGUUAUUUAUAAGAGCAUAUUUUGGGUUCGCCGAUAUUUGGGAAUACCUAUUCCAUGAUAUGCUACUCCAAAUAUCUGAUAUUAUCGCACCUAUAAUUCCAUACUGUGCUAUUUUUCUGUUUAUUUAUUAUAGUCACAUUCUCAUAAAAAAAUGGCAUACAAGUUUUAUUAACUUUUAUUCAAAAGUGAUGCAAAAAAAAGUGAACCCCUUGUAAAAACACGAAACAACCUUAAUACAACAUCUAGAGACCUCACCUUAACCUUUUGGUAUAAUACUUUUUGAAUUAGUCGCAGGGACCAGGGUUUGAGUUAAUAAUUGCUGGGGUUGAGUGUGCUGACUCUUUGACACAGACACGACCAGAGCAGACUGAGCGUUUGAUAGAUUUCCUUCAAGUCGUUAGAUGCUGGGGUGGGAAUUGACUCUUCACUAAUCCCGGCCCAGAAUUUUGUACAACCAAUCGCAGCGCUCCAUUGGAUAGCAACCGUCACUAACCAGACUCCAGUCCGACCAUUUCACGUUUGAAAUCCAAGGAUACCAAUGACGGCAGUGGCAAAAACAGAGUAUUCAUGAAAAAAUGAAUGGUUUAAAUGGCUAAAUAAUUGAUCAGUGCACCAGGGGUGAUUCCUGAAAUGCAGAGCCUGUUGGACUAGUUUUCGAAUCCAAAAUUAUACUUUUGUUCCAUUGUUUGCUAGCUGGUUAGCUAGCUGCACUUGCCACCAUUGAAAACACUGCUAACGCUAAUUAGCUAGCCAGUUAAUUAUAACUUGUUUUCUCUGUAUGUUCACUAGCUAAGUUAGCUAUAUUAUGAAUAUGCUUUGAAGUGCUUUGAAAGGCUGGUCAUGGCUCACAUCAACACCAUUAUCCCAGAAUCCAAUUUGCAUACCGCCCCAACAUAUCCACAGAUGAUGCAAUCUCUAUUGCACUCCACACUGCCCUUUCCCACCUGGACAAAAGGAACACCUACAUGAGAAUGCUAUUCAUUGACUACAGCUCAGCGUUCAACACCAUAGUGCCCUUAAAGCUCAUCACUAAGCUAAGGACCCAGGGACUAAACACCUCCCUCUGCAACUGGAUCCUGGACUUCCUGACAGGCCGCCCCAGGUGGUAAGGGUAGGUAACAACACAUCUGCCACGCUGAUCCUCAACAAUGGGGCCCCUCAGGGGUGCGUGCUCAGUCCCCUCCUGUACUCCCUGUUCACCCAUGACUGCAUGGCCAAGCACGACUCCAACACCAUCAUUAAGUUUGCCGACAACACAACAGUGGUAGACCUGAUCACCGACAAUGAUGAGACAGCCUAUAGGGAGAGACAGGUCAGAGACUUGGCUGUGUGGUGCCAGGUUAACAACCUCUCCCUCAACGUGAUCAAGACAAAGGAGAUGAUUGUGGACUACAGGAGGACUGAGCACGCCCCCAUUCUCAUCGACGGGCUGUAGUGGAUUAGGUUGAGGGCUUCAAGUUCCUUGGUGUCCACAUCACCAACAAAUUAUCAUGGUCCAAACACACCAUGUCAGUCUUGAAGAGGGCACGACAGAGCCUAUUCCCCCUCAGGAGACUGAAAAGAUUUGGCAUGGGUCCUCAGAUCCUCAAAAGGUUCUACAGCUGCAUCAUUGAGAGCAUCCUGACUGGUUGCAUCAUCGCCUGGUGAAACACUUUGCUAUACUCACUCAUUGCAGCUGCAGUGCUGGUUGUAGCAUGAGUGGAAGUAGGGAGAACGUGGAUUUUAUGGCUUAAAGUGUUGAACAAAGUGCUGAAUAACAACUUAAACAUUAACUCAUAAAAACAGCAGCUCUUUGCAGUAUUCAUUGAGUCAAUCUCUAGUCAUAGUUUUAACAUUUUUGAAAUAUCACUUUAUCAACUUUGCUGAGGCUUCUUUUUUACAGCCUAUGGCUCGAGGAAAUUGCCAGACACGAUGAUCUGAGCUAUCUGAUUGGCCAGUGGUAGGCCUAUAGGUGCACUUGAUUUGCUCUCUGGGCCUGCCGGGUAUGCGGAGGUCUACCUUGAGACACAUGAAAUGGUUCAAAAUGGGAACACUUUGCCUUCCCGGUGCUAGGGCUGCUGAAUCAAGUCCACCAACCGCCAACAGCGCUAAACUGAAAAAUAUAUAAAAAGGCCUUUAUCGUUGUUGUUUUACAUAUUCAUUUUUUUACAGUGGUUAGUGACAACUGCUCUAUAUAAACUAUAUUUGACUUCCUCGAGUAUUUGAAAAGUUUGUAUUUUAAAAUAAACUACAAAAUAUAACUAUUUUCUGCCCAGGUCUGCAUGGGUUAUUAGUAGCAUGAACAGUGUUGGCAACACAUUUUUUUGUGAGAAUUGCUGUUGGCUGCUUGAUUUGUUGCUAGAUUACGUUUUGCUGUUGCCGCAUCGACGUCAAAGCACAAAUUUGCUUUGCUGCGGCACAGUUACGGUACCGAGCUUAGCAUUUACGCCCCCUCGCCCGCAGCACACCCCCUCCCUGCCUGUGUGUGCGUUGUUGCUGUGAGUGGAAAAAGUCACUAGAUGCUGGCAAAACCAUUGGUGGCAAAACCAUAGUGAUCCCUAUUAAAGAUGCACUAUGCAGAAUCUACCGCUUCUUAGACUUGCUUUCAAUGAGAAUGACAGAUCUAUAACACACAUUUCUAUGUGAAUUUGGUCAGGUCGUCCAAAAAGUUACAUAUUGCAGCUUUAAAUUACUAUUCUAAUUCCUAAUUCUAUGUGCAAAACUCUCCAAGGCAGCUUGAAAGUAGCUGAAUUUGUCGCUAGGCUUUUUUACCAAUAAAAGUAAUUGGAGAGGUCUCAAGACUUGCUAAAUAUAGCGGUUUUAUGUCUAUGGUUGCAGUCCUCAUAGAUUGAAUUGCAUUGAAUCGAUCCAAAGAUUUAAGGCGGGGUAUUGCUACUCUAAAUUAUAAUACCUUUUUUUUUAUGCUUGUGUUUUUUAGUUUGUUUUUAUAAUGCAGAAUUGUAUUUUGCACGUUGUCCUUUCUUAAAGUAAUGAGUAGGAGAGGAAUAUGCUUGUUUUUCACAUGUUUUAGUUUUUGGUCUUUUGGUAGUCUUGCUUGGCAGAUUGUAAAAAACACAGAGGCUGUGUUUUGUGUGUUUCUUUAAUAAGCAGAAUGCCACUUCAUCAGGGACAUUGGCCUGGGUUUUGGAGGUUUUUCCUGGGCUGGUAGAGAUGUUCUCAUUCCACCUAAAUUACAAUACAUUUAGCCACAAACUCUACUGUUCCUAUAGCCAAAUUUCACGUAAAUUUUUUUUGCCAACGCCUUAAUUUUAAUCAAAAACACACUUAUCUAGGGCCCUAUAAAAUCUGCGAUGCGGAGAACGGGGGCGGUAUCACGGAAUCCAAACAUUUAAAAAUGGAAUUCAACAAUAUUCAAAAAUGUAUUGAACUUGUAUUAAUUCAUAAAACAUUAACAAAAUGCAUCAGGAAUGCCCCUGUCUGUGUGUGCGCGUUUGUCUAAUUUGUGUAGCCGUUAGCGAUGAUGCUAAUGAUAAUGCUUUCCCAAAAACCUUCUCAAUUAAAUGUUAACUACAAAGAAGCCUAUGCCUACCUGGCAGAAUGACAUCAUGAUUAUUUGCAUCAAUGCAGUGGCGAUUUGUUAGCAAACUGCAAUCACAUGUGCACUACAGAAACACUGCUAACCAACAAGUAUCUUUCUGGUGCUCACUUGAAUUAAAGGGUAUCUACCAGGGUUGGGGUCAAUUCCAAUUUAAUUUGAAAUAAAAAUUAUUGAAUUCACUCAUGAAUUUGAGAAUUGACAUUGAAUUAAAUUCAAAUGUAAAAAAAUCUUAAUGUUAUGGAAUUGGAAUUAGACUGUUUAGACUUUUUGAAUUGGAAUUGUAAAAACAUAUCAAAUUAAAGUUGCGUACACAGAUUUUCAGAUGUUAUCGCAGGUGCAGCGAAAUGCUUGUGUUUCUAGCUCCAACAGUAACUGUAUUGCAGUAAUACCUAGCAAUACAAAACAAUACACACAUAAUCCCAAAAGUUAAAAUAAAGAAAUGAAGAAAUGUCAGAACAAAUCCAAUUAACAAUGCAAAUAGCACUGUAACAGUAAUCCAAAUGGAAUCUAUACAUAUCUACACCAGAUACAUUUACAAAAGAUAUACUAGGAAUGAUAUUUACACUAUUAGUUAUAUUAGAGCAGGCGUUUCCAAACCUUUUUGGCCCACGACCCCAUUUUGAUAUCUGAAAACUCUUGUGACCCCAACCAUGUGAAAAAAAUUAUGUAAAUAACAGCCAAUGUUUACUUUUUUUAUUUGGGCUAUGGCAGUCAAUUGAAAAAACAUUAACAGUAUUUCUGAUUUGUCUUCUCAACUCACCAUCACAUACUUUUAUUGUCGGGCUAUGACAGUCAAUUGCAAAUUGGUGUGACAUAAUGUAUCAUAUCUCACCACCACUAAUGAGAUGGGUGUGCUUGAUACAUGUCGCGUCUGAACUUCUCAAAGUAAAGGGGCUUGGUCGACAGUGCGCACCUCAUCUCUGCUGUCACAUCCAACCUGGAUCGAUAUUUGGUUUUAAUGCAGACGAGAGCACUGAAUCCAGCCACAGAUAUGAGCUGGCGAAGGGUACCAUGACAACUGGGAACUCAGGAAAAAUACGAGGUCAAAUCAUGACGUCAGUGAUCUUCAGGUCAGGAUGUCGGAGCUCUAGAAGUUCCCGAGUUGGAAUUCCGAGUUGGAUGACCGUUCAAAUAGAUUUUUCCCUGUCGGAGCUCGUUUUUUUUCAGAGUUCCCAGUUGUCUUGAAUACACUGAAAUCAGAAGUCAGAGAUUUCCAAGUUGUUUUGAACACGGCAUUAAUGCUCAGAGGGAGACCAAAACUCCUCCGUAGUGGCCCGUGAAUGCGUUCGGUCACAUGACCGCUCAAUCAGCUGUUCGAUUUCACUUACCAGCAUGUCAACUGAGCCAGGAUCACAGUCAAACGGAUUGGGAAGUAGGUCCCAUAGUGCUCUUCUAAGCGUUGGAGGUGAGCAGUCAUCACUCGUGUGGGACAGUUACUGAUGCUGUUUUCUGUUAGAAACAUGUACAGCCGAAGGAAGGGGGCGUGGUUCACUUUUGAAAGACUCUUGUUUUCACCAUAUCAAUUGCGGCCGGUAAUAUCAAAGUCUCUGCAGUAGUGUGUGAUUUCAUAGUAUAGCGGGCCUAGCCAUUUACUGUGGAAAUGGGGUUGCGACCCCUAGUUUGGGUACCGCUGUAUUAGAGUGGGCUAUGUCAAGAAUCCAGUAUAUAAAUAAAUAUGCAGUGUGUAUAAACAGUGUAACUAAAAUGCAAUGUACAGUUGUAGAAAUAUUAGAAUGAGCUAUGUCGAGAAUACACUAUAUAUUUACACAGUACAAAACCCCAUGGCAAAAUUGAUAGAAUUUUUGGAAAUUAGCUUCUGAACCUGAGUCCGGAAUAUAAUCAAUAUAUAUGUAUGUGAAUGGUGUGUAUGGACAGUAUGGGAAUAGAAAAGGUGUGUAUAGCAGUAGUUACACUAUAUAGGAUGAACUAUGACUACAAAUAAAGUGGGUAAAACACUAUCAAAUCAAAUCAAAUCAAGCUUUAUUUAUACAGCACAUUUCAGACAUGGAAUGCAACGCAAUGAUCUUCACAGGAAAAAUAACAAAUGUAAUAUUUGGCUAAGACAUAUUUGUUCAGCCUCCUGAGGUUGAAGAGGCGCUGUUGUGCCUUCUUCACCACACUGUCUGUGUGAAUGGACCAUUUCAGGUCAUCAGUGAUGUGCACGCAGAGGAACUUGAAGCUUUUGAUCUUCUCCACUGCUGCCCCGUUGAUGUGGAUGGGCGUGCUCUCUCUGCUGUCUCCUGUAGUCCACGAUCAGCUCCUUCGUUUUGUUGACGUUGAGGGAGGGGUUAUUUUCCUGGCACCACUCUGCCAAGGCACUCACCUCCUCCCUGUAGGCUGUCUCGUCGUUGUUGGUAAUCAAGUCCAGGCUCUGGCUGGGCCACUCAAGGACAUUCAGAGACUUGUCCCGAAGCCACUCCUGUGUUAUCUUGGCUGUGUGCUUAGGGUCGUUGUCCUGUUGGAAGGUGAACCUUCACCCCAGUCUGAGGUCCUGAGCGCUCUGGAGCAGGUUUUCAUCAAGGAUCUCUCUGUACUUUGCUCCGUUCAUCUUUCCCUCGACCCUGACUAGUCUCCCAGUCCCUACUGCUGAAAAACAUCCCCACAGCAUGAUGCUGCAACUACCAUGCUUCACCAUAGGGAUGGUGCCAGGUUUCCUCCAGAUGUGACGCUUGGCAUUCAGGCCAAAGAGUUCAAUCUUGGUUUCAUCAGACCAGAGAAUGUUGUUUCUCCAAGUGGGCUGUCAUGUGCCUUUUACUAAGAAGAGGCUUCCGUCUGGCAACUCUACCAUAAAGGCCUGAUUGCUGGAGUGCUGCAGAGAUGCUUGUCCUUCUGGAAGGUUCUCCCUUCUCCACAGAGGAACUCUAGAGCGCUGUCAGGGUGACCAUCAGGUCCUUAGGCACCUAACUGAUCAAGGCCCUUCUCCUGCAAUUGAUCAGUUUGGCCGGUCGGCCAGCUCUAGGAAGAGUCUUGGUGGUUCCAAACUUCUUCAAUUUAAGAAUUAUGUUCUUGGGGACCUUCAAUGCUGCAGAAAUGUUUUGGUACCAUUCCCCAGAUCUGUGCCUCGACACAAUCCUGUCUCUGAGCUCUACGGACAAUUCCUUCGACCUCAUGGCUUGGUUUUUGCUCUGACAUGCACUGUCAACUGUGGGACUUUUAUAUAGACAGGUGUGUGCCUUUCCAAAUCAUGUCCAAUCAAUUGAAUUUACCACAGCUGGAAUCCAAUCAAGUUGUAGAAACAUUUCAAGGAUGAUCAAUGGAAACAGGAUGCACCUGAGCUCAAUUUCGAGUCUCAUAGCAAAGGGUCUGAAUACUUAUGUAAAUAAGGUUCAUUUUUUAUUUGUAAUACAUUUUUUUUUUUUUAUGUUUUUGCUUUGUUAUUAUGGGGUAUUGUGUGUAGAUUGAGGGAAUUUUUAUAAUCCAUUUUAAAAUAAGGCUGUAACGUAACAAAAUGUGGAUAAAGUCAAGGGGUCUGAAUACUUUCCGAAUGCAAUGUAGGUGUUCCUCUUAUACAGGUGGGAUAGGGCAGUGUGCAGUGCAAUGGCGAUUGUGUCGUCCGUGGAUCUGUUGGGGCAGUAUGCAAUCUGUAGUGUGUCUAGGGUAAGAGUAUCUCAUUAUACUCGGAUCCAUUUUAUCACACUUGAUACUUGUAAUUGGAUCUACUACUGCACUAUCACUCUCAAAGCGCAUGGUUAUGUUCCUUCACUCAUUCACACACAAUGUUCAAUGGUAAACGACCCCGACAGAUGAAAAUGCACAUGAUUUACUUACUCAGUCCUAUUCCAUUAUCAACGAAAUAGGCUAAUAAAUAUCCUAAUGCAUGGCUGGCUACUACUGCCUGCAUUUAUUCCAGACACAGAUUUUGAUGAAGAAAGGCUAAUUCGCUUGCGCCAUAUAGCAAAACUUUUUCUCCCGACACUUAUGCCACAUUUGUACAAUCAAAAUAAACUAUCUACAUUUUGUAAUUUUAUUUUCGAAUGAUCUGUCGGUCGGUAAACAUGCCAGGGCGAGAAUAAAUAAUAAUAGCUAAACUUUUUUUUCUACAGAAAACGAGUGCUUCUCAUUGGACAGGUUCAGGUGUUCCCUCAUAGUUUGUCUGUUUUCUUCCGUUUGCUGUGAAUGAAUGAACCCUGCUGUUGCACUCUUCAUCACCGUAGUGUUCUGUGCUCUUGUGCAGGUGAGGAAUAUCCGGUUCUCUGAUUUCGUGGAGUCACUGAAGAAGAUCAAGAGGAGUGUCGGACCACAGACGCUGGGCCUGUAUGUGCGCUGGAACAAGGACUAUGGGGACACCACG
Coregonus sp. 'balchen' is the source of this 31398-nucleotide messenger RNA. NCBI's taxonomy places the organism in Eukaryota, Metazoa, Chordata, Actinopteri, Salmoniformes, Salmonidae. The record is from the annotation of a GenBank genome assembly.